Molecule: messenger RNA, 10225 nt
Organism: Brassica rapa (field mustard)
Lineage: Eukaryota; Viridiplantae; Streptophyta; Magnoliopsida; Brassicales; Brassicaceae
Biological process (GO): proteolysis
Molecular function (GO): cysteine-type peptidase activity
Source: RefSeq, a predicted model, not a curated record
CUCUUUCUAUUCAAUAUCGUCUGAAUAGUGGACUUGUGACUAAGAACGUUGAUUUCUAAAAAUAUAUUCUCUCGUCGCAUCGUGUCCGUUCAUCCUAGGGUUUGUGUAGAUUUGUUGCGAUUGAAGUGUGGAUUCUCUGAAUCGGUGGUGACACAUCUGAGUCUGAAAAAGUGUAACUGAAGGUUCUUGCUUGUGUCGAAGGUGCGACGUGGUUGUACGGUUCUGUGUUAUCAAAGAUGUCUGCAGCUAUGGAUUUGACGUCGAUGAGGAUGUAACUGGAGGAGGAGGAUACCCCCUUUGACAUGUCGGAUCUACUUCAAUAUAGCUCAUGUGAGAAGGACUCAAAAAGUUUGAUAGGAAGACUACUAAACCAUGCUUGUCAGAGUAUGGCGAGCAUGAUUAUGGAUAUGCUGUAUAAAUGGCAAAAAUAUGUUAGAGUGAAAGGAGUAGCUUUAUCAAAGGAAAGGUUCCAGUUCAUAUUUCAACAUGAGUAUGAACUAGAGGGGGUACUGAGCAAAGGGUUUUAUACCUACGAUGAAUACGGGCCAGUGAUGGAGAGAUGGGUGGAGAAUCCACCGCCGGACUUCCUUCAGUUUGUACCACUCUGGGUACAAAUAAUAUUAUAAAAAAUAUUCCAGUUAACUACUAUUCAGAGAAGGCGAUAACAAUACUUGGGGAUCUGGUUGGAAAGGCUAUUCCGGUGGUGUUUGACCCAGAGAAGUCCCAAAGGCAAGAGUAUGUUAGAGCUCAGUGAAAAUGAAUGUAGCUAACCCAUUGAAUAAAUCUAGAAUUAUCAAUCUUCCUAAAGAAUGUGGGUCUGUGGAGGUUCUUUACUUCUACGAAAGAGUGCAGAAGAGAUGCUACCAUUGUCAAAGUGACUCAUGAAAAAGUUGUAUUCCCUCUGCUAGUAAGGAAUUGACAUCUAUAAGCCUUGGAGAGAAGGAAAGGUGGAGGCGUUGCUAAACCUCCCAAAGAAUUGAUAAUCAAAUCGAACGACCCUCUCUUUGGAGUACUAGAGGAAAGCCAUGUUGGACCGCAUCCAGUUCUAUGAAGACCUAAGAUUGCUCCGGAUGUUUUAAAAGGGAAGAGACAGUAUCUAUAAAUUUGCUAAUGGAGAGGAAAGAAGACUGAGGGAAUAAAUGGUUAAGAAGUCUGUGAGAGAAGUAGAAUAAGACUCUGCGUUAGAACGUUUGGUGCUCAGACUUGAAGAAUAUCUGGUGAUAACCAGGGAUCUAAAUAAAGGAAAAGGGCUUGUCUUUGGAUAUGAUAUAUACCUCAUAGUUAAUGUAUGGAGAGAAAAUGAGAUCAGGAGGACAUAAGCUCUUGGGAGAUGCAAUAAAGGCAGGGAACUCUAACUCUUUGGUGAUUUACAAUAAGCCCAAAUCUACUGACCACAGAAGCUCUCUCACUGCCUCUAAGGAAGUGCGUUCUUCUUGUGUUCUGACGGAUGAUAAGAUUGGAUUCUAUGAGGAUGCAUCUUCCGGGUUCACAAAGAAGAAAGGAAAACCUCAAAGGCUACCAUAUGUCAGGAAAUGAAGGUUGAAGAAACUUGGUGAAUAAUUAUGUCUCACAGAAGGAUCAAGCCAAUCAAUUUCAACUGGAGGUCGUAGCAAGAGAAGGAUGUCAGAAUCGGAGAACUGUGAAGGCAAUUCAAACCGGCGAAAGCCAAAUGUGAUGGUCCCGAAUGAGGGAAUGUCCUAAUCCCUAUGAGCAUAAUUGCUUGGAAUUGCCAAGAAUUGGGGCGGCCUCAAGACUUGGCAAUUCCUAAGCUGGGGAAAAUACAUCAAAAAUAUUUUUCGGAAGUUCUGUUUUUACAAGAGACGAUGAGUGGAAGGAAUGCUUUUGUAGAUAUGCAAGUUUAGCUUGGUUAUGAUUUGUAUAUAUGGUGGAGCCGGUUGGAAGGUGUGGUGGACUAGCAAUAUUUUGGAAGAAGAGUUCAAACAUCACUUUCAACUUUGUAAAUAAGAAUCUGAUGAACUUUUGUGUACUGUGGAAAAUUUUGAAGUUUUUCCUAUCAUGUGUGUAUGGUAAUCUAAAUUCCCAGAAGAGAAACCAAGUUUGGGAGAGAUUGAAUAUAAUUGGUAUUCAAAUAAAGUUACCGUGGGCAAUGUUAGGUGACUUCAAAGAAAUUUUCAAUAAUAGCAAAAAACUUGGUGGCCCUCAGAGAUCAGAUUCAUUAUUUGUGGAGUUUAAUGAAAUGAUGAGAAUAUGUGGAAAGAAAGACCUGUUAAGUUGGGGGAACAAUUUCUCUUGGAAUGUAUGGAGGAAUAAAAAAAUGGAUCUCGUGUAAACUGGAUAAGUGCGUUGGGAACAAAUAGUGGUUGUUACUCUUCCCUAGUUCCAUCCAGACAUUCAUGGCAAAACGUGGAUUUGAUCACAGACAGGUCUUCCAAAGCUUGAAGUCAUCUCAUGAUACAUACAUAGGAUUUUUCAGGUUUGAUUGCAGAAUGUUGAAUUACCCUCAAGUGAGAUAUGAAAUGUGCAAUGCAUGGGGCACUUCAGGAACAUGCCGAGGAGCCUCAGUCUUUGACAUGAUCAGGGACUGUUGGGUGGCGCUGAGUUGAUGGAAAAAAGAUAGUGAAGCGAAUUCCAAAUCUCGUCUCACUAAGCUUCAAUACUUGUUUGAUAAAGAACAGUCCAAGUUGGACCCUUCCUACAAGGUAAUGUAAGAGCUUAAACUCCAGCUAGUUCAAGCCUACAAAGAUGAAGGCAGCUUCUAGAAACAGAAAUGUAGGGACAAAUCGAAUGGGUUUUGAGAUAGGAACACUAAUUUUUUCCAUGCGUCGGUCAAGACAGCUAGGAACAAUAAUGGUGUGGACAAGCUGAUCGAUGAUAUGGGUGCUACUCAUCGUGCAAAGGCAUCAAAGGCUCAAGUAGCAAUGGAGUAUUUCUCUAACCUGUUUAAGUUUUCUAAUCCUACGGAUAUCCCAGAUUUCUUUGAUGGUUUCCAACCUCGAGUGAUAAGCAGAAUGAACGAAGAGCUUACAAGGGAAGUCUCCAAAGAAGAGGUGAAGAGAGCUGCCUUUGCGAUAAAAGCUACUAGUGCCCCGAGGUCCCAGCUGUAACAAUGAAAGAUCCCAGCUGUAACGAUGAAAGACCUUAGACCGAUCAGCCUGUGUUCAGUCAUGUUGAUGGCUCCAAACCAGUCUGCCGUUGUGGCUGAUCAUCCUAUUUUGGAUAACAUAUUGAUCACUCAUGAGAGAGUGCAUAGUCUGAGAACGAAAAAGAACUUUUCAAAUGAUUUAUAAUGAUCAAGACUGACAUGACCAAAGCGUACGAUAGGGUGGAAUGGGAGUAUGUUAAGGUCUUACUUCUAGCAAUGGGUUUUGAUCAGAAGUGGGUUCAACUGGUGCUCUUUUUCUACUCCUCGGUCACUUAUACUGUUCUGAUGAAUUGACAACUCUAUGGACUAGUAGAACCAGAGAGAGGUCUCAGGCAAUGGGAUCUCCUUUCCACUUUCCUAUUUGUUAUGUGUACUGAAUGUCUGACAUAUAUGAUGAAUAAAGAAGAGAAUGAAGGUUUGAUUAAUAGAAUCGGCUUCUCACCCGGUGAUCCAUCAGUUCAUCAUUUGCUCUUUAUGGAUGACAUGUUGUUCCAUAUAGAGGCUUCAAUCCAGCAGUGUGAUCAGAUGCAUAACAUCCUAAAGAGGUACGAAUACCUCACUGGUCAUAUUAUUAACUUGGAUAAAUCGUCCAUCACCUUUGGUGAAAAUGUGGAGGAAGAGGUCAAGAAAGAAAUCCACGCAAGGCUGGGGAUAAUCAAUAUGGGUGGCGCCAGUUCUUACUUGGGUCUGCCUGAGUGUUUUAGUGACCAAAGGUGGAGAUGUUGAGUACGCUUUCUCAAGAAGGAAAAUAAAUUUUGAUUUAAGUAUUUUGCGAUGGGAAUGCCGGUGUAUUCUAUGAGUUGCUUCAAGCUUCCCAAAAUUACUUGUGGCAACAUUUCAAGUGCAAUGGCUUCUUACUGGUGGAGCUCAAUAGAAGAUAAGAAAAAAGUUCAUUGGAUUAGCUGGGAAAAGCUCUGCCUGCUGAAGAAUCUCGGAGACAUUGGGUUUAAAGAUAGAGAAAAUUACUAGAAUGUUACACAUUUUAUGGUUUAUUACUAGAAUGUUGUACAUCUUUGUUUUAUUACUAGAAUAUUUUCUCUUUCCUAGUAAUUUACAAUAAGGGGCUUUUGUUAUGUUUUAUUUUCUGAAACUAAUUUUAAAGAUCAAAGCCACAUCAGUUAUUAAAAAUCCACAUCACAUCAGUUAUUUUCUGAAACUAAACCGUCUCUAUCACUAUCACUAUCAUACAUACGGUUUUGUCAAAAAAAAGAAAAGAACACGAAGAACUGUGUUGUGUCGAAGAAGGAACCACAAACCGAAAUCCUCUCACCCUUCGAAACCCUCGUCGACAUUGUUCUUUACUUCUUCGAACUCUCUCUAACUCUCUGUCGUUGAACUCUCUAUAACUCUCUGUCGUUGAACUCUGUCUCGUCGGAGUUUUUAGAAACCGUCGUCUGUACGAAAUCGCCUUCACCGCAUUCUCAUCAACGAGUUCAUCUUUUCCGGUAAGAUGUCGCGACGUUAUAUAUUGUAUUUUGGUUGAGUUUGUGGGUCAGUUAUAUAUUGAGGCUGUGAUAUGGGUGUGUCGAGGUUUUUGUUGCGACUGAGUUAGGGUUAUGUUGACUGUGCUAUGGGUUUGUCGAGGAUUUUGUUGUGUCUGAGUUAGGGUUAUGUUGCGGCUGAGAUAUGUGAUUGUCUAGGCUUUUGUUGUGUCUGAAUUAGGGCUUUUUGUUGUGGCUGAGUUAUGGUUAUGUUAUAACUGAGUAAUUAUUAUGUUAUGGCUGAGUUAUGGUUAUGUUAUAACUGAGUAAUUAUUAUGUUAUGGCUGAGUUAUAUAUAUGACCUAAUAUAUUUUAAUAUUAUGAUAUGGCUGUGUUAUUUUUAUGUUGUGGCUGAUUUAUUGUUGUGUUAUAUGAUCAGAUGGAUGUUAGUCAAGUCGAACCACGUGAUUACCCUCCAAGACUUUACCCUUCUAACCUAGAAGGUAAAGAUAUCAAUCAUAAUUUCCGUGCAGGACAUUUCCCCCACAUUAAAGAAACAAUAGGACUCGAUGUGUGGGAAGAACUGGUGAACUCUCCCAUUGGAGUAGUUGCUAGGCUACUUUCACGCGAAAGCAUUUGGUCUGGUAGGACCGUACACUAUCUGCUAUGUAGACAGCUGCGAGUGCAUAAAAAGGAGAUAUGGUCUGUUGUGGUUGAUGAUGUUAUCAGGUUUAGCUUGCUCGAGUUUGGUGAGAUCACUGGGUUAAACACAGGUCCAUUGCCAACAGAAAGUUUUGAACCUGAUCAAUACAAAGAGUUUUGGGAGGAGUUGAAGGUGCCGCUUGGGAUGGGACCCAAGUAUGAUGAGCUGAAGGCAGCAUUAGAGUUCUGUCCUGGUUGGAGUUUUGAAAAGCGUAAGUGGUUGGGGAUGUUAUUUCUUCAAGCCAUGGGACUGUACUGUUUGCAUCACAAUUCAAGGAUACCCUUUCAAAGUGCAAUAAGGGUAUUCGACGAUGAAGCCAUGAGGUCGUAUCCAUGGGGUCGGACUGCAUACGAAGUUCUUGUUGACUCUCUGAAAACACUGUCUCCAGAUGGAAAGUCAUACACAGUAAGCGGCAUGAAGGACGUUUUAUUGGUUUGGGCGUAUGAGUCCAUCGUCUGUUUCGGUGAGAAGUUUGGGAGAGUGGUCAACAAUGAAGACGUUCCUCUUUUGCGAUGGGGUGGAAGGCGUACACGUUCAAGUUUUGAUACUGUCUUGUCUGACGAAAUCAAAGAUCAUGGCGAGGUCCGUUUGAGGAGAAUGGUUAUGAAGGAGUCAAUUGAAGAGAUGUUUCCUGUAUGGUCGGAUGAACCUGACGACCCACAACUCGUUAGGUUGGUAGAAGACAUACACGCAGGUAGAUACGUGAAAGGUUUCUGGGAAGUACAGAGGGAUGAGCAGGGGAAGGGGAAUGAGAAGAAGAAGAAGAAGAAAACGAAGGGAGUUUCAUCAGAAGCUGAGCCAUCAACAAAGAAGCAGAAGAAAGAAGCUGCUGAAACGAGAAAGGGUUCUAGCGAGGAGGAAGCUGUAUUGGACAAAGCGACUCUGACGAAUCUUGUGAGUGCUCUGCAGAAUAUUUCAGCAAAAUUUGACGCUUACGAUUUUGACCGGAACCGGCCAGUGAUGGACGAGAAGACCCUAGAUAACGUGGUGAAAGCUGUAGUGCAGCAGAGUCUGAAAGUUUUGGGGGAAAGGAAAAUUCCCGACAACGAUGCUAAACUCUCCUCCGCCGGCGUAGAAAAAUCUUUAUCGGUGACAUCAUCACCUCGUAGGAGGUCGCCACCGGAAAAGUCGGACAAAAGUCCAGUGGUAGAACCGCAGGCCCAGGAGGAGAAGUCUGUAAAAACUCCAGUGACAGAACCGCGGCAGCAGAAAAAGCCUGUCAAAAGUCCAGAGCCGCCGCAGCAGAAAGAGAAGGCUGUCAAAAGUCCGGUGCCGCCGCAGCGGAAGGAGAAGGCUGUCAAAAGUCCGGUGCCGGCGCAGCAGAAACAGCAGAAGUCAGUCAAAAGUCCAGCGUUAGCUGAGACCCCUGCAAAGAAGAAUUCGGAGCUUGAGAAGGAUACAGUGGUGAGAAGGAUUUUGGGUGAUGAUUUUAAUGAAAUUGAUUUCAUCAGUGUUUCUCCUGCAAAGAUUACUAAGGAUGCUAAGGAUGGUAAGGAUGCCAACGUUCCAGCCUAUGGACGCGGCUUACGGGGCAAGGCCAAGCGUACUGUUACUGUAAAGGAUGAGGCUAUCGAGGAUAAGAAAAAAGCACAGCGGGCAGAGGCUGCGUUGAAGAGGAAGGAGAAGCAAGAGGCUAAGAAAAAAGAGAACGAGGAGAAGAAACAGAAGAGAAAAGCGGCUGAGUUACAAAAGAAACAAGAGGCUGGGUUACAGAAGAAAAAGAAGGAAGACGAGGCUGAGUUACCGAAAAAAAAGAAGGAAAAAGAGGCUGAGUUACCGAAGAAGAAGAAAGAAGAAGAGGCUGAGUUACAGCGGUCUGAGGAAUGUGUUGUGACCAACGACGAAGUUCUUGCGGAAGAUAACGCAUUGGCGGCGGAGUCUGAUGUCGAGCCAGCUGAAUUGAUUAGAUCUUCCGUGAUAAAGGAACUUCGGGAGAAAUCAGUUAAGUUAUCUCCACAAGGGUUUUCAUUGACGAACCUUGAUUCAGCACCAGAUUUUCCGUACAUUGGAGACAAUGGACAGACGACUUGCAUGAGGAAGAACAUUACGCCUUCAUCAGUAAUAUACGACCCUUGCGCACCUGUUGAUCCGGCGCGACUGGAAAAACUGAAGCAACACAUUAAGGCAAUUCCACCCAAACCACCAGCACCUAAAGAUAAACCAGAAGAACCCUCAGCUGAUCAUGAGAGUGACUUCUACAGCAUACUCAUGCAUGAAAGACCGUGGCCUGACAAAGAAUAUGGAUGGGUGUUUGAUAAUCAUAUCGCUGCGUAUAUGAACGUCCUCAUACAAAGGUCCAUGCGAGAUCCCACUCCAUUCUGGUCCAAGCGGAUUGGUUUCAUAGACCCUUGGUUGUUAAGUUCUUGGGCUUCCCUCGAUUACAGGCAGUUCAGGAUGAAACCUGCUUCGUUCAAGUUCAAAGACUGUGGUUAUGAAGCGUUGGUAAACGGGAGAUUCCCCGAAGAAUUUACAACAAACUUGAAGUGGUAUGCAGAUGUGGAUCACGUGUACGGAUGUCUUCAAACCGGCGGUAAUCACUGGGUGGCGUUUCACGUGGAUCUGAUCAAGGAGAAGAUAGAUUGCUACGAUCCAAUCUAUGGAGAGUCAACACCCGAAAGUGAGCAAAAAAUGCUAAAUGCUUUUAGACCUCUACUGGAGAUGCUUCCCUGGAUGUUGAAUGAGCUUAUUCCUGCCGAUCUCCGAAAGCAUUCUAGGAAGAGGUUCGCAUUCAGACGGAGGAGCAAAAGAUACAUUCCACAAAACAACAUGUCAGGUGAUUGUGGGGUUUAUUCGUUGAAGUUUGUGGAGUGUCUAGCGCUUGGUGUAACUUUUGAUGGCAUAAACGAUAGUAAUAUUCAAGGGUUACGGGUGAAGAUGGCAGCAGAUAUCCUCGAGGAAGGAGGAAAUGUUGGAAUGAACAAUUUGUUUUCAUAAUGAAACUGUGUUUGUUUGUGAACCUGUGUUUGUUGUUAUGUUAACUAUUUGACUUUGGAUAACUGCUGUAAUAACUCAGUCGUAUCGAUUAGUAAUACUCAGCCAGUACUCAUUGAUAACUCAGUCAUACCUCAAACAUACCCUAGAAUCAAAAUAAUUAAUAAUUUUUCAUUCGAAUGUUAUAUAUAAAGUCCAAUUAUCAAAAUAAUUAAUAAUAACUCAAUGUGUGAGCAUGAUCUUUGUUGACUAUACGAGUUUGGAAUCGAUUAUAAUCUUGAGGUAUAUGUUGUCUCUUACGAGUACCUAAAACUCUAGGCAGUGAUAUGAGGUGUGAGCAUGAUUCAAAACACGUAAACUGUUAUUGUGUUAUUUAUUAUGAAUUUGUGAUAUUUAUCAUAUCUUGUGGUUCGUACAUCAUAAAUCAUAACCCUAAACAAUCUUAUUCGGAACCCAAACCCUAAAUAACUAAACCCUAUACCCUAAACGGCAAACAACAAAUCAGCCGUAAAGGUCUUAAUAACUCAGCCUGUUAGUGUAAGUUAAUAUUUACAUAUGGCGCGAAAAUUUUAGAUAUUUUAUCUCGCGACCUUUAAUGUUCUAUACUUCCCCUAUAUAUAGCCCCCUUCUCUUGCACCUUCUCGCCUUAUCUCACUAGAAAACCUAAACAAUAUCUCUAUAUCGCCUUACAAAGUUAUGAUUGUUCCUGGUUAUUCAGAAAGGUUAGAGAACAGAGUCAAUGAGAUACUAAACUCUGAAAAUCGUGAAAACCUUCCCGUUCUAUACCCUGGCCCGGGUGUCUUGCUUGACAGCGUAAUCUGGUUUAAAUUUCUAAGCGAUCUCUCCCUGGCCAUCCCGUCGAUUUUAGCAGAAGGAUGGGUUCAUGAUUGGCCGACAUGGCGCGCCAUUCCCGAUCAUUUUAAGGAACGCUGGUUUCUUCAACUCGCUGUAAGGACAACAUCUUUGAAUUGUUUUUGAUAUUAGACAUAAUAACAGCACUUACAUUUGGAAAUUGGUUUUUUGUUGUAGCGCAAACGCACGUGGGCACGAAGAUAUAAUUUUCAAGUUUGGACAAAUUUUAAUCUGGUGGCCAGAACGGUGUUUCGUUGUCAGAUGCGCCUCUUGAAGAGGAGGUGGGCACAUGGGGGUGAGAAGCCUGCGUGGAUGCUAACUAGAGUUUGGCGUGAUCUUGUCCACAUGUUUGAAGAAUUUGGUCCUGAUAAUUUUGGUUUUAGAAAUUGAUUUGUUGUUUUUGUUUGUAUUCAGCCGUCAAGUUUUUGUAAAGUUGUUUAACUCAGCCGUUAAGUUUCUAUAAAGUUGUUUAACUCAGCCAUUAAGUUUCUAUUAAGUUGUUUAACUCAGCCGUUUAGUUUCUAUAAAGUUGUUUAACUCAGCCGUUAAGGUUUUAUAAAGUUGUUUAACUCAGCCGGAAUUGUUUGCGUCAAACGUCAGUGUUUCAGUUAAGUAACUCAGCCGUAAUACGAAUUAAGAUACUAAUAACUCAGCCUUAUAUUGUAAAAAUACAAAGCCAUAGUUAACGCUAUUUUCAAUGUAUUAUUAUGGCCGCCAUUACUUAAUCGAGACCAGUAUUAGAGUCCUUUAUUCUCUUAUUAUUAUACGUGCGAGAAAUUCCAUCGUCAUUGAGAAUAUCGAGACUCAUUAUUAUGGCCGUCAUUACAUUAUCGAGACUACUAUUAUUAGAGACCUUUAUUCUCUUAUUAUUAUGUGCAUGAGAAAUUUCGUUUGCAUUGAGAAUAUCGAGACUCAUUAUUAUACGGCUGGCACGCAUGUAUCGGAUUAUUUACAUAAUCGAGGUAUUGUUAUUUUUAAUGUAACUCAGUCAAUACGUCUACGUUAACUCAGCCAAAAUAUAGACGCUAACACAGCCGUAAUACGAAUUCAACUUAAGUGUUUGAUAAAAUAAUAAAGAACCUUUCGUAUUUCUUGAUUUGAUUGAGUAUUCGUCAUAAUUAAAGUGCAUCACGUGUGUGGAAAAAUACGGCUCAAACCUAAUAUCGAGGCAUUUAAUAGUUUAUUAAUUUAAAUUAUUCCUCUUUAUUUGAAUUU